AGUUGCAUCUGUCAUCUGGCGGUGUUUUUUUGAUUUUUUCUCAGUACUGAUCAUCCAUCCGGCCAAGCGCCAUAACUCCACAAAACUCCAGCCGGAAUAGAAUUGUGAGUUUGUGUGACUACGCUUGAGAAUCGAUACAGCAUUAGUUUGCGGAUCGAGUGGUAUAGAACUCAGCGAAGACGCCGAAUUGUGUGGAUCAGCCCUAAGCCAAGUGGAGAAGGACUUGAGCCACCGCACACAAGAACAAAAACAACAAUCGACGAGUGCGCUCACACACAAACAGGCAUUUAGGCAUACAAAAUGGCGCCCACCAAAGCAACAACGCGCGCGGCCAUUGCAGGCGGGCAUCAUCAUCAGCUGCAGCAGGCGGGCGCUGGGGCAGGGAAUCCGCUCCUGGCCUUGGGAGCCGCCACCAGAAAGGGCCUUAGUCGUCGGGCCGCUGCUACGGGAAACAUUGAUCCCAAUGCCGAGAAUAUGCAGACGCGCGCCAAACGCAAAGCCGACCAUAGUCCGAUCAAAAAUGACAAAAUUAAGCGCUCUGCGCUGGGAAACUUGACUAACAAUGUUAAGAUCAUGACACUGCAUCCUGGUCAAGAUGAGGAGCAGUCUGCCGUGGGUAAAAAACCAACGGCCCAGCAGCUGCAGGCCUUGUUGGAUGCUAAGAAACAGGAUAAUCUCAGUGUAAAUGUCUUUGCCGCCAACAAAAUGGCAACGCGCGCUUCCAGCAAAGUGGAUGAUUCCGUUGAAAACUGUCACAAGGUGCUGGACAAGCUGGAGGAGGCGCUGGCCAGACCCAAACCGCGUCCUAAGGCAGUGCCCGCAAAGAAGACAGUACUGGGGGAGUUACCAGUAAUGCAGAUACCCGUUCUGUUGCCGCCCAUGCACAAUCUUGCCGCUCCUGCGGUGCAAUCUAUUAAGCCAGUUCGUCGAAUCUCCAAUGACUUUAACAAGACUGAGGACAGCCUUUACAUGUCCGCUCUGGAGGAUGUGUCCAGCUGCGAUUCAAUGCGACUGUCUGGAAACUUUGAGGCCGCGCGUCGUCGGUCCGCCAAGUUACAGCAAAAGACUGAUCAGCAACCACAGCCACUGUUGCUGACACUACCAGAGACUGCUCCCAGCCAAGUGGUUCCCAUUCUGCCAGUGCCCGAGGAUGUGGAGGACUUUGACCGCAAAAACUGGGAUGAUCCCUUCCAGGUGUCGCACUACGCCAUGGAUAUAUUCAACUAUCUGAAGGUGCGCGAACCUGAGUUUCCAAUCGCUGACUACAUGCCAAGACAGGUUCACUUAACCACCUGGAUGCGCACAUUGUUGGUUGACUGGAUGGUGGAGGUUCAGGAGACAUUCGAAUUAAAUCAUGAGACCCUGUACCUAGCGGUGAAGAUUGUGGAUCUGUAUCUAUGCCGCGAGGUGAUUAACAAAGAGAAACUGCAGCUUCUGGGCGCCGCUGCCUUCUUUAUUGCCUGCAAGUACGACGAACGUCAACCGCCGCUAAUCGAGGAUUUCCUGUACAUCUGCGAUGGGGCCUACAACCACGACGAGCUGGUGCGGAUGGAGCGGGAGACACUGCGCAUCAUCAAGUACGAUCUGGGCAUUCCACUUUCCUACCGUUUCCUGCGCCGCUACGCCCGAUGUGCCAAGGUGCCCAUGCCUACGCUGACCCUAGCACGUUACAUACUAGAGCUUUCUUUGAUGGAUUAUGCCACUAUUUCGUUCAGCGACUCGCAGAUGGCUUCCGCCGCUUUGUAUAUGGCUCUCCGAAUGCACGGCGGUGCGGGGCAACUGGACAAGCAGACUUGGAGUUCGACGCUCAUCUACUACACCGGCUACCAACUGGCAGAUUUCGCAGAGAUUGUGCCCGUGCUAAAUGCUGGACUGCAUCGAAAGCCGCGGGCUACUAUCAAGACGAUAAGGAAUAAGUACUCACACAAGAUAUUCCACGAGGUGGCUAAGGUGCCGCUGCUCACGAACCAGGAGCUCUUCCAGAGCAACCUUGACCUGAACGAAAGCAAUUUGUCGUAGGACAACAUCAAAGUUUAGCCAAAUUCAAUACGAGCUGCAAAAUGUUACGCUUCACUUAGGCUCUAAGACGCUUCAGACCCUAUAGCAACCCGUUUAAAUCGGAGUAGACGAAACAGCGGAUAACCGCCUUAAUCGAACAAAUUUGACCCUGUUUUGAAUCCUAGUCCCUUGUCCCCGCCAAAUCACAUUAUUUUAUAUUAAUUAUUAUUGUGACCUUUGCAUUAUUGACAUGUUUUUGCAUAAAUUGUGUGUUAAGAGUGCUUUUUGUUUCUUUUGCCAUGUAUUAUUGUUUAGUUUUCACAUACCGCAUACGUACCCACAUACUAUCAAUUUAAACAGGAAAAGCGAAAUUAUCUCUAGAACCCACAUCCUCAAAAUGUAGCCCGAUUGCAAAACGAUUUAUGUUUUAAUAUAUACGCUAGUUUUAAGAAAUGGCAGCAUUUAAUAAACCUAACUCGUAAGCCACCAAA
Messenger RNA from Drosophila eugracilis, 2489 nucleotides. RefSeq names its product G2/mitotic-specific cyclin-B3 (gene CycB3). Gene Ontology annotation, molecular function: cyclin-dependent protein serine/threonine kinase regulator activity. Gene Ontology annotation, biological process: regulation of cyclin-dependent protein serine/threonine kinase activity; mitotic cell cycle phase transition. Lineage: Eukaryota; Metazoa; Arthropoda; Insecta; Diptera; Drosophilidae. The transcript has a single exon. Gene Ontology annotation, cellular component: centrosome; cytoplasm; cyclin-dependent protein kinase holoenzyme complex. The coding region runs from base 301 to 2019 and encodes 572 amino acids. The record is from RefSeq and is a predicted model, not a curated record.